AUGUCUUCCUCCGAAGGAUACACAUUGCUAUAUGAGGGAGAUGAUCAAGCGAGUUCGGUAGUCUCGCCCAAUAACGAGCAAUGUGAAGCUUUAUGUCGCAAGAGAUGUAAGAAGGCACGGCAUUACGUUGCUUGGAGAACAACAUGCUACAUCGUCGCCGGUUUGCUUUCCACCCUCCUCGUGAUAUCCUUCUCUGUAGUGAUAUAUUCACGAAUGGAUCCGUACCUCUCCUUGCAUCGAGGCCGCAGUUGGUCCCCUGCCAUUGAUGUGCUUGACUACGAGCUUGUCCAAAUUGAUAGAUUAGGGACUUAUCGUCACAGUACUUACGCAGGGCCGCCAUCGCCAGAACAAGAUGAAGCAUGGGACAAACUGGUGCGACCCUCGUUUUUUCGGGCCUCUCGUGAGGAGAUGGAGCGUGCUGGAGAGUCUACGGAUGAUGCGGUGAAAAUAGCCGAUGGGGGAUAUGUCACCGAGCUUGGAGUGUAUCAUGAGCUACACUGCAUUCGACAUCUCAGAUUCUACCUUUACCGAGACCACUACUACCCAAACCUGACAAGUUCUCAACAAGAAUAUCUUUAUGUACAUCUCGACCAUUGUUUGGAAUCUCUAAGAAAAGUAGUCAUGUGUCAUGGGAAUAGUGCCUUGUAUUCAUUCAAGUGGCACGGCGAUAAUGAACCUAGGGCCGCGGUUAAGUCCAAUGCACGGUCGGUGUGUGUGAAGUGGGAUUCGAUUGAAUCCUGGAGUUAUUCGCGAACACUGCCGUACAAUUACCCUCUCCGAUGGUCUGGAAGUCCCGACGGCUUGGCAUGA
This is a messenger RNA of Xylaria bambusicola, 810 nucleotides long. RefSeq lists its product as uncharacterized. The record is from RefSeq and is a predicted model, not a curated record. The coding region runs from base 1 to 810 and encodes 269 amino acids. Gene Ontology annotation, biological process: mycotoxin biosynthetic process. The transcript is spliced from 5 exons. Lineage: Eukaryota; Fungi; Ascomycota; Sordariomycetes; Xylariales; Xylariaceae.